This is a messenger RNA of Linum trigynum, 2225 nucleotides long. NCBI's taxonomy places the organism in Eukaryota, Viridiplantae, Streptophyta, Magnoliopsida, Malpighiales, Linaceae. The record is from the annotation of a GenBank genome assembly.
ACUCAAAGAAGCCCACUUUUUCCUCUAGCUGUUUUGUAGAGGAUGAUUCAAAGACUCUUUGACUUCUAACCACACUUGGCCCAUCUUUUAACUUCCUAGUUCGGAAAGUUGACCAUGACUUUUCCAAAGUUGCAGAGCCUUCAUUUGACCUUAGCAAGUAGCAACCUCAUCCAGAACUACCGCCAUUUCUGAUAAUUCUUCACAGCCAUACAUGUAGAUCUCUUCUAAAAUUCAGAGGAGACUGAAAUCCCAUAUCUGCCGUUGCUCUUAGAUGGAUAAUCUCCUGAAGAAGCAUCUUCCUUUUGUUUGCCUGCUCGUGCUAGUACUCGCCCACCAUGGGCGAGGACUUACCGACUGUCAGGAAACAAGAUGCGGUCGCCAUGGCCCGAAGAUCAGAUACCCGUUCAGGCUAAAAGACAGGCAGCCGGCGACCUGUGGCUAUCCCGGGUUCGAUUUAACCUGCAACGAGAUGCAGCAGACGGUGCUCGAGCUUCCAAAUUCAGUGAAGCUUUACAUCCAGAAGAUUGACUACACAUCCCAGAGCAUCGUAACUGUUGACCCUAAUGGCUGCCUUGCAAGACAGGCUAGAAACUUCAACCUGUCGACGUCUCCAUUCCGAUACCAAGGGUUGUCCACUUUUGGAGUGGGGUAUGUCUUCUUCAACUGUUCAGCUGUGGAGAGAAACUUGUUCAACCAAGUACCCUGCCUGAGUACUCCGCGCUUCUACGAUGUUUAUGCCUUCAAUAGUCUCAUAAGUAUCAAUAAUUUGCCCCUGUCUUCUUGCACCAAGAUGUACACCAGUUUAUUGAUUCCAGACGAAGUAGUGAAUCCCCCAUUCAAAACACUGCAUUUGAACUGGACAGAACCAGGGUGUGGAGCUUGUGAAGCUCAAGGCCAGAGGUGUAGAUCGACGACGAACAGCUCAAUUGGAUAUGAAUGCUACGUUCCGCCAAAGGGGAAUCAAGGCCGCAGGAAGAUCAUGAUAGCAGUGAUUGUUGUUGGAGUUUUUCUGCUACUAGUAGGGGUUGGUGUCUCAUUCUACAUCUACCAUUCAAACAGAAUCGAGAUGGAAAACCAGGCCAAGAUAGAGAGGUUCCUAGCAGAUUACAAAGCUAUGAAGCCAGCAAGAUACUCAUAUGCUGAUCUGAAGCGGAUAACAAACACUUUCAAGGAUAAAUUGGGGGAGGGAGCUUACGGGACAGUGUUCAAAGGCAGGCUCUCCAGGGAAAUCCAUGUUGCUGUCAAAAUCCUCGCCAGCUCAACUGUGACCAAGAAAGGUGACGAGUUCAUCAACGAGGUAGGAACCAUGGCACGAAUCCACCAUGUCAACGUCAUCCGGUUGGUCGGAUUCUGCGCGGACGGGUUCAGAAGAGCUCUGGUGUAUGAAUUCCUCCCCAACGAAUCCCUGGAAAAGUUCAUCUUCUCUGCCACAGACGGCAGUAAUGGAUCUCACAUCCACAGCCUCGGCUGGGAGAGGCUGCUCGAAAUCGCGCUAGGGAUAGCGAAAGGGAUUGAAUACCUGCACCAAGGAUGCGACCAGAGAAUCCUCCAUUUCGACAUCAAGCCGCACAAUAUCCUGCUCGACCACGAUUUCAACCCUAAAAUAGCCGAUUUCGGGCUGGCAAAGCUCUGCGCCAAGGACCAGAGCGCCAUCACCAUGACCGCGGCUCGAGGGACCAUGGGAUACAUAGCUCCGGAGGUUUUCUCCAGAAACUUCGGCAAUGUCUCGUACAAAUCAGACGUGUACAGCUUCGGUAUGCUGCUGCUGGAGAUGGUUGGAGGGAGGAAGAACAACGAAGAAGCCGAUGUGAAUGGCGGCCUCCGCCAGGUCUACUUCCCUGAAUGGGUUUACGAGCAUUUGGAUAAAGGGGGAGAGUUUCGGAUUCGCAUCGAGGAAGAUGGAGACGCCAAGAUUGCGAGGAAGCUCACCAUUGCUGGCCUGUGGUGCAUUCAGUGGUACCCGGCGGAUCGUCCGUCGAUGACGGCUGUCCUUCAGAUGCUAGAAGGAGACGGUGAAGGUCUCUCGAUGCCGCCUAACCCGUUUUCUUCGGCGGGUGAUGGGAAGAUGGAAGGGGUAGCGAAAGGGAGCCGGAUUGCUCUGGAAUUGGAAGCCAUUUCUGAAGAAUGAAGUUCUUGAAGGAAUACUGUGCUGUUCUUAGCGGCAAACCGUCGAGCAUGUGGUGGGCAUUUCGAAUUUCAGUCUCAAACAAAAGUGGCGAUCGUUC